UGACCUUUCUUCUUCUCCUCCUCUCAGAGCAACACGGAACUCUGCUAAAUCUCCUAAAAUAAAAAAACCCUAAUAUCUUCUACAGAUAAAAUCGAUUUAUUUUCUUUUUGAUUUUUGAAGCUUUUUUCGUUUUGGGAUUUAGGGUUUUCUUGAAUUUGAAUUCGAAAUAGCUAAAUAAUAAUAAUAAUAAUAAUGCCGCCGAAGCAGCAAUCGAAGGUCGACUUGGCGAAGAAGCAGAAGAUCGUGGAAGACAAGACCUUCGGUCUUAAGAACAAGAACAAGAGUAAAAAUGUUCAGAAAUAUGUUCAGAACCUCAAACAAUCUGUUCAGCCCAAGCCCGACACCACCAAAAUCAACGCCAAGAAAAAGAAAGAGGAAGAGAAAGCUAAAGAGAAGGAGCUGAAUGAUUUAUUUAAGGUUGCUGUUAGUCAACCAAAAGUACCAGUCGGUGUUGAUCCCAAGUCUAUACUGUGCGAGUUUUUCAAGGUGGGACAAUGUGCUAAGGGCUUUAAAUGCAAGUUCUCACAUGAUUUGAAUGUCCAGAGGAAGGGUGAGAAGAUCGACAUUUACAGUGAUAAGCGUGAUCAAGAAACGAUGGAGGACUGGGAUCAGGAGACGUUGGAGAAGGUUGUUGAGUCGAAAAAGACGGAGUAUAACCCGAAUAAACCAACUGAAAUUGUUUGCAAGUACUUUUUGGAGGCAGUAGAAAAGAAACAGUAUGGUUGGUUCUGGGUUUGUCCCAAUGGUGGCAAGGAUUGUCACUACAGGCAUGCCCUUCCUCCUGGCUAUGUUUUGAAAUCUCAAAUGAAGGCACUUCUUGAGGAAGAGACUGAAAAAAUUACCAUUGAGGAGGAAAUUGAAAAUCAGCGUGCCAAAGUGAAAACCACCACUCCAAUGACUCCUGAUCUGUUCUUUCAAUGGAAGAAGAAAAAGAUUGAGGAGAGAGAUGCUGGACUGGCUGCUCAACAAGCAGAGAGGGCAAAGAAUGACAGGAUGAGCGGUCGCGAGUUAUUUCUUUCAGAUGCUAGCUUGUUUGUGGAUGAUGUCGAGGCAUAUGAAAAAUACACUAGACAAGAACCUCAGCAUGCUGAAGAAAAGGUCUCCGGCAGUAUGGCUGCAGGGGGUCCAAGCACUUCUUCUGGUGCUGCUGCCGACUCUGAAGAAGUCUCUGAUGUUGACGACGACGAAGACGAGCUGGACAUGGAUGAGUUAAAUGAGCUCGAAGCAAGUCUGUCAAAAACCUCUAUUCAGAUUCGUGAGCCAGGUAUUGAGGCGUCUUGAAAUAGAGAUUUUUAAGUAGUGCAGGCAAUUUGCUUUAGAAUUGAG
This is a messenger RNA of Morus notabilis, 1326 nucleotides long. RefSeq names its product zinc finger CCCH domain-containing protein 11. Gene Ontology annotation, biological process: cytoplasmic translation. The transcript has 8 exons. The coding region runs from base 193 to 1281 and encodes 362 amino acids. Gene Ontology annotation, molecular function: metal ion binding; mRNA binding. Gene Ontology annotation, cellular component: cytosol. NCBI's taxonomy places the organism in Eukaryota, Viridiplantae, Streptophyta, Magnoliopsida, Rosales, Moraceae. The record is from RefSeq and is a predicted model, not a curated record.